AUGGGUAUCUCAAUUGCUGAUUCCCCGACUCAACACAAUGGUGCUGCUGUGUCCUUACCAAUGACCGAGCCCCGAACCUCUCGGUCAGCCAAUUCAGCCCGGCAUUUCAUAUCUGGUCUUGGUUCAGGCGUCACUUCUGCAGUUCUCCUACAGCCUCUGGAUCUUCUCAAAACGCGGGUACAGCAGUCUGGUAGUUCGUCAUUAAGCGCUACCCUGCGUGAUCUGAGGCAAUCCCAGAGCCUCGUAAAGUCACUGUGGCGAGGUACCGUCCCUUCAGCGCUACGGACGGGCUUCGGUUCAGCUCUCUACUUCACAUCACUCAAUGCGAUUCGCCAGCAUGCACACCAGACAGGUAUCCUGGGUCGGCGGCUGCAGACCCAGGGCCGCUCAUCAGUCCUCCCUUCAUUAACGAAUUCGGGCAACCUCAUCUCGGGCGCAGUUGCAAGAACGUUUGCUGGCUUUGUCCUUAUGCCUCUCACCGUGAUUAAGGUUCGCUUUGAAUCCAGUCUAUAUUCUUAUCCCUCCAUCAUGUCAGCUGCGAAUGACAUACGCCGGACUCAGGGCUGGCGUGGCUUCUUCUCUGGAUUCGGUGCCACGGCGUUUCGUGAUGCACCGUACGCUGGCAUGUACGUGCUAUUCUACGAGAUGCUGAAAUCGCGCCUUGGAACACUGGCGUCCAAGCCGCUUACAUCAGGCGAGGGCACAAGCAGAAUGCAAGCAACUCUGGCUAGCUCUGUGAACUUCACUUCCGCUAUGUUGGCCGGUGCAGCAUGCUCCAUUGUUUCGAACCCGUUCGAUGCGGUCAAAACACGAAUUCAAUUACAGCCAUUGGAGUAUAGGAAUAUAUGGCACGCUUGGUAUAAGAUGGUAACGCAUGAGGGUAUCCGGUCACUAUGGGAUGGCUUGGCGUUACGGAUGAGCCGCAAGGCCAUGAGUUCGGCACUGGCCUGGACGGUGUACGAGGAGCUGAUUCGCCGAGCUGGAGCAAAGUAA
Messenger RNA from Fusarium tjaetaba, 993 nucleotides. RefSeq names its product solute carrier family 25 member 38. Gene Ontology annotation, cellular component: mitochondrion; mitochondrial inner membrane. The coding region runs from base 1 to 993 and encodes 330 amino acids. Gene Ontology annotation, biological process: glycine import into mitochondrion. Gene Ontology annotation, molecular function: glycine transmembrane transporter activity. The transcript is spliced from 2 exons. The record is from RefSeq and is a predicted model, not a curated record. NCBI's taxonomy places the organism in Eukaryota, Fungi, Ascomycota, Sordariomycetes, Hypocreales, Nectriaceae.